Messenger RNA from Penicilliopsis zonata CBS 506.65, 1357 nucleotides. RefSeq lists its product as hypothetical. Lineage: Eukaryota; Fungi; Ascomycota; Eurotiomycetes; Eurotiales; Aspergillaceae. The transcript is spliced from 4 exons. The record is from RefSeq and is a predicted model, not a curated record. Gene Ontology annotation, cellular component: plasma membrane. The coding region runs from base 133 to 1170 and encodes 345 amino acids.
CCCCUCCUUCUUCCAGACGUUACAGCUGGAUUCCAUUCCAUCGUUUGUUUCGAGGCCUUUAAACUCGUCGACCUUGCCUUUAUCGCAUACUCUGAACUCCUGCAAACUAUAUAUACUUACCAACCCUCAACCAUGUCUACCAACGAUGCGUUGCCCGAUGUCAACGGCAAGGCGCCCGUGACGGUGCCGAACCUCCAUCGAGAAAACGGCCUGGUCAACGUCCAGCCUGCGCGGAUCAACGAUCUGCAGCCCAGAUACGCGACGACUAUCAAGCACGACAGCGAGAGCCCAGAUGCCCACAGCUGGUAUUCUAGUUUCAUUCAUAACCUUGGUGAAUGUAUUGGCUGUCUCGGUGCCAUCCCCUGCUGUAUCUGCUGCCCGAACCCGUUCAAGCCUGUUGCUCAGGGUGAGGUUGGUCUGGUGACCAAGUUUGGUCGGUUUGAACGCGCCGUAGACCCUGGUCUCGUAAAGGUGAACCCGCUCAGCGAGCGCCUCAAGACCGUUGAUGUCAAGAUCCAGAUCGUCGAAGUGCCGCGCCAGGUCUGCAUGACCAAGGAUAACGUCACCCUCAACUUGACCUCGGUCAUCUACUAUCAGAUCAUCUCCCCGCACAAGGCUGCCUUUGGUAUCUCCAACAUCCGCCAGGCUCUCGUUGAGCGCACGCAGACCACCCUGCGCCACGUGAUCGGCGCCCGCGUCUUGCAGGAUGUCAUCGAACGACGCGAGGAGAUUGCCCAGUCGACCUCGGAGAUCAUCGAAGAGGUCGCCGCCGGAUGGGGCGUCCAGGUCGAGUCCAUGCUUAUCAAGGACAUCAUCUUCAGCGACGACCUGCAGGACUCGCUCUCUAUGGCUGCCCAGUCUAAGCGGAUCGGUGAAAGCAAGGUUAUCGCAGCGCGUGCCGAAGUCGAAUCCGCCAAGUUGAUGCGUCAGGCCGCCGAUAUUCUGUCUUCCGCCCCCGCCAUGCAGAUCCGCUACCUGGAGGCAAUGCAGUCGAUGGCCAAGACGGCCAACAGCAAGGUCAUCUUCCUGCCAGCCAUCAACCAGACCGUCCAGCAGCAGCUGGCGGCCGCUGAAAACGCCGGCGAAGGCCCUAGCAAGUACGGCCCGGUGUCUACCGACGACGACGGGUUCCAACGUGCGAUCAACGCUCGCAUCAUCGAGAACAUCUAAACGGCUUGCCCGUUCUCUGCUUCUUCUUGCCCUGCGGUUCCGUUCUUGCAGAUAAUGAAUCUUACACAUAUUUCCCACCCUGUCCUUACGAGAUGGACAAUUUGCUCUAUUUUAAUUCUGUUGUUUGCUGUUGUUGCUGUUUUCCUGCUUUCCGAGUGCGAUACCCACCUUCGUUUAAUGACUUGGC